Messenger RNA from Seminavis robusta, 1950 nucleotides. The record is from the annotation of a GenBank genome assembly. NCBI's taxonomy places the organism in Eukaryota, Bacillariophyta, Bacillariophyceae, Naviculales, Naviculaceae.
AUGGAACCUUGCCCUACUACACUAGAAACACUCACUGAUGUCGAAAGACAUGCAACCACGGUCCCGCAGGAAGCCAAAGAAGUAUAUGAAACGACUUCACGAAGUAACAAUUCCUUGGUCAAAUCCGUGCUGCUCGCGGAGGGCAUUCACCACGAUAUUGCCAAUCAUGACUUGAAAGAGCUACCAGACCGAUUCGACAGGAGCAGCUACAAGGCCACUGUCACGUGGUUUGGAACGUUGCUCCUGGCUGGCAUUGGCAUGUUUGUCGAGGCCUACAUCAUCAUCACCACCGGGCAGAUCAAGACGAUUUGGCGUGAUCAAUACCCCGAAUGUUGGAUGGCUGAUAAAGCACAGCACUGUCCUGAAUUGAUAGAAUGCUGUGGCUUGUUCAAGGACAACCCUUUGGACGUAAAUGGCACCUGCAGCAUCGAUAAGGUGAAUAUCGACUAUUGCACCGCCGAGGGCCAGUUCCAACACGAAGUCCAGUGCAAUGAAAGCGUCCUAGGUGCGAUUUCCUAUGCUGAGUUUGCGGGAAUCAUGUUGGGGAUGCUUACGUUUGCAUUCGUUGCUGACAUCAUUGGGCGCGCCAAGGCAGGUGUCGUGGUUUCUUACGUCAUGUGCAUUGGCUUAACUAUGAUGACUUUCUACGACGACACCAACCACAUCCAAAUCUUUCUGCUCUGGGCCAUGUUCUUCGGUCUCUUCGGUCUUGGAGUUGGAGGAGAGUAUCCAUUGGCUGCUAGCAACGCUGCAUCAGAACAUUCCGAAGAGCUGGAAGAUGCACUCUUGGAUGAUGAGGAUCGUCAUCAUCGCCGCGUACUCCAUGAUCAUGCCCGCACAGCCAGACGCGGUGAGACCAUUUCCAUCGUCUUCUCCAUGCAAGGAAUUGGCGCCGUGGCCGGAUCCGUCUUUUUGAUCAUCCUCCUAUACUUUGCCGAUCAAACUUACAUCGAUUGUUUCCAACCUGGAGUAAACUCUAUGGGGACCGAUCCUCGCGCUUUGAAUGCUGUCUGGCGCUCCUUUUACUUCAUCGGAGGGAUAUUUGUUGUCAUGGUGCUCCUCUAUCGUACCCUGGUGCUCGAGGAGGGUGUUGGACACGAAAGGAUGCAAUCACGCAAGCAGCGCCGCCUCGAUGAAAUGCAAGACAAGAGGCAGAAGGUCGGAACGUUGAAGAUCCUUUGGUUCUAUGCUCCACGCUUGUUGGGAACUGGUGGCGCUUGGAUAGUCUAUGAUGUAGCUUUUUAUGGGCUCAAACUCUUCUCAGGGCCCAUUUUUGAUCAAAUCUCCCCCAACGGUGAUCUGAUUGUCGUCAACGGAUGGCUCCUUGUCAACAACCUGGUUGCUUUGGUUGGAUACUAUGCUGCGGCAGCUGUUAUUGACAUUCCUUGGAUUGGGCGCAAGCGCCUGCAAAUGUUCUCCUUUACACUGUGUGCUAUUCUGUUUGGCAUCACUGCCCACCUCUUUGAAUCGGCCAGUGGAGAAACGCUAUUGGCACUGUUUAUCAUGUCCAGUUUCUUUGGUCAGUUUGGGGGCAACGCGAUCCACAUCAUGGCCGCCGAAACUUUUCCUACAGAGCUUCGAGGCACAUGUCAUGGAUUGUCCGCCUUUAUGGGGAAGUGUGGUGCAUUGGCCGGAACCCUUGCCUUUUCUCACGUACCAACGGUGCAGAUCUUUUGGAUCUACAGUACCGUCAGCAUCGCCGGGAUCUUUUUUACGCUUUUGUUCUGCGUGGAUCUGACCCACAUCUCGUUGGCGGAGCACGAUGCACAGCUGGAACUCUUUCUGGAAGGCCGCCUGGGAGCCUACAGGGGGAAACUCAACGACGAGAAACAUUUGUCUCUUUUUGAGCGUUGGCUCGGUCUCCAUGGCACUUACGAACCAGGCUGGGCCAAGGAAUUGGUGGACGAUGAGAUGCUCAGGAGGCAAGAAAGUGCAAUCGCUACAGCCUAG